AUGUUCCGAUUGUUGGGAAUUUUCAAGCCACAGCUCAUCAGAACUAGUAACCCUUUACCGUCGGCUUGCUACGCGACACGGCAUGGGACAUUUUCGCCCCGUGAAUUUCAGUUCGAAACAUCGGACGGUGAGAACGGCACAUUGAUCCAUCGUUUCUCGCGGCAUGUUUCACUGACGAAACGUGACUUUACCGACGUAACGAAGUAUAACUUCAAGGUGUCCAAUUUCUACCCUCUGCCGGAUGUGACGACGUAUGAUCAACAAAUACGGGAUCUAUCCACGACCGAUCUAGCAAAGCUGAUAACAUUCACGACAGAUUUUCGAAGUAAAACGGACACACGAUCGUACACGGAGGUCGUGAAUGCCCUCGACGAAGAGUGCCUUGGACGGGUGGGCAACGCGACGGUGUACGAACUGCUGGAGGUGCUCCACUGUUUCAUGUACCUGUUGCCGAACAAAAUCGCCCAGCUUCGCACUUACCGUAGCGCUAUGCCAAAACUGAUCGAGCUGUUCAACGAGGCACCGAAUGCGCGGGAUUUUCUUGCCAUCGUCUUCUUUCUCGGCCUGUGGAAACGCCACCAAACGGGAACGGUGCUGAUGCAAGAGUUUUUGCAACACCACGUCGACCGUUUCCUGACACCGGAUCUUGACCGAACAGAUUUCGCCAUACUCGCUAGCAGCACGUACAAGACCAGUGUCCGGAUGGCGGAGGAAUCGCAGGUUUUUCGAAAUCGAUUAAUCGGGGAGAUCGAACAGUUUGAUGAUCAGGAUGAUCCCGCCCUUCUCGUAACGCUCAUCAAGUGUGCCCGAAUGAAUCGGCUGCCAUCGGAAGUGGUCCUGUCGAAGGUGCGCUCCUUCAUUGAGGCCAACGUUAAGCGGAAGGAGCUCGAUUUCCGUGGCAUUGCGCAUCUGUUCGCCUACGUUGCAGAUAACCGCGUGAAAGAUGACACACUGACACGGCUCAUCAUCGACAAUUGCUGGGCGAGAUUUGAGGAAGACAUUCACCGGAAUGGUUUUGAAUCCAACUCACAAUCGUUGCGUCCGAAGGACAUUGCCACGUUCCUAUGGAGCUGUGGAACACUUGGAGUGCCGCUGGAAGGCACCAGCAUUAACGGUAACUUGCUGGAAAAAGCAAUCCGAUUGAAGGUAGAAGCAGGGGACUAUCGAAACGCGUCUGAUGCCUUGGUCGAUAGUGUGCUCUCACUGUGGCUUUGCGGUCGCCGUUCGAUAGGGUUGCUAAGGAUGCUUCUGAAAGAUCGUAUGCUGGUGCAGAAUUUGCGCAAAGAUCGGACAAAAAUUGAAUCACGCAAAGACUUACUGCUCAGCUGCGCGGAAAUCGAUCUCCCAGAGACGGCAGAUAUGUUCCGAUCGCUACGCAAACCGGGCGAUGAUGCCUUCGUACUGGAUCGUCGUGCGCCCGAAUUUCUUGCCAGACCUGCACUACGACAGCUCGUUGAGCAUUUGGAGCAGAUGCGAAAAGCUGGCGAUGUUGACAUUGCUUCUGUUAGUAUCAAUCUUCCGGUGAAGCAUCUCAAUAUUGCCGGCGUAUUGGUGCAGCUUGCCGAUGGUGCUGUGAAAAACUUGGACGUGUUGGACGAUAAGCAUUGCCUAAGCGAUCAGCAAACUCCCGUCGGAUUGAUGCAACUUAAGCUACGAAUAUUGCAAGAUAAAGCCAUCGACAGUACAACGAUAAAUGUGUGUAAUCUGGACACGCCCCAAAAGUGGUUGCCGGAAAUUAGAAAGGCGUUAAAAAACGAUAAAGUGAAUUAG
Messenger RNA from Anopheles cruzii, 1770 nucleotides. RefSeq lists its product as uncharacterized. The record is from RefSeq and is a predicted model, not a curated record. The transcript is spliced from 2 exons. Lineage: Eukaryota; Metazoa; Arthropoda; Insecta; Diptera; Culicidae. Bases 1 to 1770 code for a protein of 589 amino acids.